Molecule: messenger RNA, 834 nt
Organism: Angiostrongylus costaricensis
Lineage: Eukaryota; Metazoa; Nematoda; Chromadorea; Rhabditida; Metastrongylidae
Source: the annotation of a GenBank genome assembly
AUGAAAAGCAUUGAAGCAGGUGGAAAUACGUUCCGGUUUGCUGAAAUGAACAUUCGUCAUACAGGCAAUCCAGAAAAGACAAUUUCGAUGGUGAGACGAGCUGUGAGGAUGGGCUAUGAUACUGUUGUGAUCAAUAUCGACAUUGGUGACAUUGUCCCAGAAGAACACAUUGAAGACCAUCUAUCACCACCGAGUGCUGAGGAGUCUGUGAAGCCCCCACCGAAGAAGAAGCAACGAAAAAGAGAAGAUAAAAGACCACGAGAACAGCAGCUGCCCAACCCUUACCUUGUGGACGAGUCUCUUUUAGACUUGACAGAUUUAGGAAAACAAGGAAAGCGAUUUCGACAGUUUAGUCGAGUCACGUUUACAUUGAACGAUGCAUCGGUAAUCCAUAACGUGUUUAACAAUCCUCGGCUUCGUCAGUUCGAUCUCGUAGCAGUGCAGCCGGCUGAUGUGAAUAUUUUGAACACGAUUACAAGGAAAACUGACGCCGUAGACAUCAUCACCAUGAACCCAGAAACACACGUGUCAUGGUUACACAAACCCAAGUUUCUGGAGAUGAUUCGUGUUGAAGGCGUAGGAUUUGAGAUUACAUACGCUUCUGCUCUAUUUCCUGCCAAUCGUAGAUCGUGUCUUCACAGUGGGCGACUUCUAAUUAGACAACUUCGCGGACGUGGUAUUGUACUAUCAAGUGGAGCAUCAUCCAUGUGUGAACUGAGAGCACCAGUUGACGUUAUGAACAUGGCCAUGUUAUGGGGUGUUUCAGGUUCCGAUGCCAGACAGUUAAUUAGUGGUAAGUUAGUGUUUGAUGGUGAUAAUCAUGGUAGAAUCUAG